UCUUUCCCGUUCCUGUUAUGGUUUGUCUCAGGGCGCCGGAAAUCAUCCUAGGACUGCCGUUCUGUGAAGCCAUCGAUAUGUGGUCCCUUGGGUGUGUGGUUGCCGAGCUCUUCCUUGGUUGGCCGCUCUAUCCUGGAGCCUCGGAGUACGAUCAGAUCCGGUAUAUUUCUCAGACCCAAGGUUUGCCUGCUGAGAAUCUAUUGAGUGCAGCGACCAAGACUACAAGAUUCUUCAAGAGAGAUAUGGAAUCCAAUUUUCCUCUCUGGAGAUUAAAGAACCCUGAGGAGCACGAGACAGAGACUAGUGUAAAAUCCAAAGAAGCAAGAAAGUACAUCUUCAACUGUCUGGAUGACAUCGCUGGGGUCAACCUGCCCACCGACCUGGAAGGAAGCGAAUACCUGGCUGAGAAAGCUGACAGGAGAGAGUUUGUGGAGCUACUAAAGAAGAUGUUGACCAUCGAUCCAGACAAGCGGAUCACCCCUUUGGAGGCUCUCAACCACCCUUUUGUUAGUCUGACUCAUCUAGCAGAGUAUGCUCAUUGUAGAAACACCAAGGCAUCCGUGCGAGCCAUGGAGGUGUGCAAGCGUGGUACCCAGCUCUUUGAGGGCAACCUUCCCAGCGUCCCGGCCAGCUUCGGCGGGGUCAUGACCCCUUCGGCCAGCGCAGGAAAUCUCAACAUCGCCUUCAACAACCAGAUCAAUGCAGCUAUUCAGAACCAGGCACACUCGCAGACGUUGGGUACCUCGAUCCGAUCCCAGGCACCCGAGUUCCCGUUCCUCCAGUACCAUCUUCAGUCCGGUCCCUACAUACCGUACCAACCACCGCAGAUCGCUCAGAGGGUGUCCCAGAACACCAACCAACAACAACCGGCAACCACCCAGUACCCAAGACCGGAUCCCUUUCAACAGGUCUACCCUGUCAGAGUGGACAAUCAUGUCGCAAUGGUCAGUCAAGCCCCCCAACCGCAGAGUCUACAGAUUCAGCCUCAAUUAUUCACACAGGUCAGUAAAGCAUUGUCUGUUUGUCUUUUUGUCUCUUGA
Molecule: messenger RNA, 1040 nt
Organism: Lytechinus pictus (painted urchin)
Lineage: Eukaryota; Metazoa; Echinodermata; Echinoidea; Temnopleuroida; Toxopneustidae
Product: homeodomain-interacting protein kinase 2-like
Exons: 7
Coding region: 18-1040 (340 amino acids)
Biological process (GO): peptidyl-threonine phosphorylation; peptidyl-serine phosphorylation
Cellular component (GO): cytoplasm; nucleus
Molecular function (GO): protein tyrosine kinase activity; ATP binding; protein serine/threonine kinase activity
Source: RefSeq, a predicted model, not a curated record